Xyrichtys novacula (pearly razorfish) is the source of this 14455-nucleotide messenger RNA. Lineage: Eukaryota; Metazoa; Chordata; Actinopteri; Labriformes; Labridae. The record is from the annotation of a GenBank genome assembly.
GUCACUGUCCGGUGACUAGAUGACUCCAGAGGCUGGUUUUUGUUGUGGCUCUGACGUCAGUGCGAGCUACAACGAGGUUGGCAUCAUGAGUAUAAAAGCCAACGGUUUGAAGGCUCGCGCUCCAAGCUCCAUCUCUGUACCAAGUUAACGUCAAACCACAGCGCGAGGGAGGGCUCACGGGACCAAGAAGAUGCAUUUUCCCAGCUUCACUCCCAUCCUGCUAAUACAGCUGAUCCACAUCACUGCGCUGCACGGUAAGAUAAGAGGGGUUAAAAAGUAUGCUGUCAAGUUUUUGGAUCUGAAAAAAGAGGGAAAUAUUUUCUCAAAUAAAAAAACAAACAAAAACUUUUAGCACUUUAUUUAGAGUAUCAGGUGUCCCUAUCCACCUGUGGGCAUCAUUUCUGAUGUAUAAAGUGAGAAAAAGGCUGCAUAUGGUCAUGUUUAUAGAGUGUUUUUAUUUAUUCUUUAUUUAGUGUAAAUAUGAAGUAUUGUCACAGUAUUUGUAAAGUGUGUACUGUGUUUCAUUGGUCUAUCUAUCUAUCUAUCUAUCUAUCUAUCUAUCUAUCUCUGAGAUUGAUGGUAUAUGUCUAUUAUGUGUGCUAUUAGAUAAUGAUGCUUCCUCACUUAAUGUUUAGGCUAUUAUUGUAUGUUAUAGCCUACAUCUUGUCUAACUAUAAAAAAAUAUAUAUUUCCAAUAGUGAAAAAUAUUUUUUCUGUCCACUUUAGGUGCCAAAUGGACAUAUUCUGGUAAGUCCGAUCAUAUUUUUUCUCACAUUUUUUAACUGUGGACUUAAAGUUUUGGGUUUAUGAUGUGAUUUAUCCUGUGAUUUCCCAUGUCUUGAUAACUCACAGUGGUUUUCUUCCCUCAAACUGGCAUUACAUGAAGUAGUAAUUGAAUUUGAUGCAACUUUCUGACAGACAGUAAGGAUACUUAAUAAUGGCAGUGCCAGAAAUUAAGCUCUAACUAAUUUGGAAUAAAGAGAGAAAGACUCUGCAACCCUUCUGUGACCUCCAAACGCAACUAGUUCUGACAUCCCCCUGUCACCUCUUGUAAGUGAAGAGUUCAUUACAGACUCAGCAAUCUCAGCAUUUCAUGAGCUGACAAGGCUGAGUGCUUCUGUCUCCCGCCUUAAGGAGUCUGGGCUCAGACUUCUUUAGCCGUGACUAUCUCUUACAUAAACUGUGCUCAGAGCGUGACCUCUUGCCUUUGUGCUACGGCUUCAUGCUGGGUCUGUUGCAUUUGAGGACUCUAGAUGUUCAGAUGAGUGAAUUUCAUUUUAUUUUCCAAUAACUUUUUUGACAAAUAUUUUUCUUGUUCAAGUUCUUUCAAAAUCAAAGCACUUUUCUUUCAGAGUAAAUUACACUGUGAUAAGUCAGGUGAAAUGAUUUUGACCUCUGAGAUGAGUUCAUCAAUCAGUUUAUGGCUUUUACUUGGAAUAUGUGGAUAAACAAAGCCCUUUUGGACAUCUGUUGCAAUGGUGUGUAAAUUUUGAUUCUAAGGAAACAAUUCCAAAAAUACAUAACAAAACAAAAGCGUAUAAUUUAUUUGACAAUAAAAUGAAUACCUCCAUAAUUUGGAGAAUAAAUACAGAUUUAAAAUAACGUUCAAGCUGCACUGCGAUUGCAUGUAUUUUGUGUGCAUUUUAGGGCUUUAGACAAUAGAUGGAGUGAUAUAGAGUUCAGUUUUGAUAUUGAAAAAGUGGAAAGGAGUUAGUUGGAGUUGGAUUGGAGGACUUGUGAUAACCUUUGAGUUAAGAUGUUAUGCAUAUACAAAAAACAAACAAAAAUAAAAACUUUGGCUUGAGCUUAGUCGAUUUCGUCCUCAGUUACAGUCAAACCCUCAGGAGGACUUGUCAUGGUAGUCAGUGGUGUGGACCGCUGGUAGCGCUCGCUGUUGACGGGGGCACAGCUGAGUCAUGCAAUUUAACUCCACCUCAACACUCCACCCUCACAGAGGACACAACAGACAAUCUUAACAUGGGCUACAAAGUCAUGAUCUGGAUAUCAGAUGUUGCUGUUUCUUGCCUGGAAUCAUUUUUCACUGAUGACCAAUAAUGUAUUGUUGAAAAAAAUUGUUCAAAUUAUUUCAAAGAAUUUGCAGCAAUCGUGUGUUUUCUACCGAGAACUGCCAACAGACCGCCAACUGGACCACUGAAGGCCAUUAUUAAAGGGCAGACAUGGGUCUAAUUAAAACAGCAAAUGAAGUGGACACUGAGUAAUAAUACCCACAGGAGUAUCUUUCUUUGUCAUUAUAAGGAGGGUUUGCCUGGAAUGAACUUUGAGUUUUGCUCCAAACAAGUAUUUAGUGACUCCACAGCCCCACAUGCCUUUUGGCCACGUCUUGUGCAAUCAAUCCACAAUUGUCUGGAUUCGACACUCAGGGUGGGGUGAGGCCCUCAUGCUGCAUCAUUCAUAUUUAACCAUGGUCAUCUGGCAAAUGGUGAAUAGUGAAUUUUGGUAUGAAUUAUGGACUGAUAUUGAGUCAGUGGCAAGUAAGCAGAAGUAAUAAGAACACUGUGCCAUCAAAGUCUAUCAUUGGGCUUUUUCUUCCCCGACAGUUACAACUUCACAUUCGAUGACCUCCAUUCACUUUCUAAUAGUGUUUGAAAAGCUCAGUAUGGAUCCGAACACAUGAGUCAACACACUGAAUAAAACCAAAAGUCCCCUCUUGUCUUUUGGUCUGAACUGUAUUAUUUAUUAGACUGGUGUGCUUCACUGCCUCAGCGGAUGCAAAAUUGAGAGACGCCCCCUUGCAGCUGAGGUCUCUUCGUACGCAGCAGGACUUGAUCUGCAAAUGUGGCCAUUUUCAGUGUCCCGUGUUUUAAAAGAAACCUCUCAUUUGGAGAGAGACAGCAUUCUUAUUGGCUCUUCCCUGCAAACAACAGCUGGGUUCUCACUCUCUGUUUUAUGAAAGGGCUAAGAGCAGAGCCAUGGGCCUCUCCCAUGCUGCCCUGUGCAUAGAUAAUAAUACUUCACUUUGAUUACGGAUAAAUACUCGGUAAGCCAAGUCCUCUUUAGAACCAUCUCCUCUCCAACUUGCCACUCGGGCACGCUUUGCUCAUUUGCCCUUUAAGCUGGAACAGCCUAACAUUUAUAAAGACAUGCAACAGAUCCCUUCUGAUGUUCUGGGGUAAAAUGCACUUUUUGGAUGACUGAAUUUUGUGGCUGGGGGGGAAAUAAUAUUCUAGAUAGAUAGAGGUGCAUAAAUCUUAAACAUUUUUUGUGUGCAUUAAUUUAAUCUGAUGCUGUCGUAGGACAAGAUGGACAGCAGUAUUGGUCCAAGCAUUAUCCAUACUGUGGUGGACCGUUCCAGUCUCCAAUAGACAUCGAGUCAGAGCUGCUGAGGUUCGACCCAACAUUAGGCCCAAUUGAGGUUCAAAACUACGACUUGUCACCUGAUGAGCAGCUCACUCUUGGAAAUAAUGGACAUUCUGGUGAGUGUGAAUCAUCAGCAUAAAUAAGGUGCAUGAGCGGGGCAUCACAGGUAACAAAAAUAUACGCCACUUUGUUUCUUUUAGGAUGGAGAAAUCUCAGAUAAGUGCUGUGUCAUUAGAAAUGUUUCCACAUAAACAUGCUGCAUCCUGCUCUUCCUGCACAGACCUAACUUCUGGGUCAACUAAAAGAUAAUGACACAUGGAUCUCUCUACAUCUGCCACAGCAAUUUUCCAUAAUCACUCUCUUAUUAUCUCAGCUGUCCUUUCACCCAAAGAAAAGAGCUCCAUGUUUAGUCGAGGAAAAUAUGAACAGAGAGAUUACUCAUCUUCUCUGCCACAACUGAGUCUGAUGCAAUUUAACAAAAGAAACCGGCCGAGCUUUCAUGUACCAAAUCUGUUUAUGACACAGUCUCAAAUUUUACUGCUAAAUACAGCAGUCGUUCAGACAGCUAACACUUUGUCACACAGAUGAAUGUGAGUAUUCCUCGUUGUUUGUUGAAUAAUCCUAUUCUGUCUGAGAAAUACAAACAUGUGCUGUAAGAAAAGUGUGACUAAACACUACUUUGCAGGACUGAUGUCAUCUGUUUGUUAACUUAAGCACGGUGCAGAAAUUGCUAGUAUAAGUUUGAGAAACUCUGCAGCCAAACACGCAUGUAAUGUCUGCUCUGUGUUGUCGACGAUCCACUUUUACUGUUAUAUGAAUGUAAGGAAACUGUUAACCACAACCAGAGAGCCCGAGACCAGACAAAUGCUUAUGCGUGCAUGCCUGACGGGUCCCAACGCCACAAGCUGAGUGGCAUCAUCAGUGUGACGUGUGUCUGGAAUAAGCUGACAGAGGCUUUUUCCACUUGCAAACAUUCGUCAUAGACUGAAGGACAUGUGGAAGGCGCCCUGCGUCACCCACCCGUAAUGUAUCUUAAACAUAGCUGCACAGCCUCUGCAAAAAGAUGUUGACAGCACAGAGUGAGCUCCACUGCCCGCCUCAGUUUAGAUCAACUUAAAGAUGAUGUUUGUUGAUCUCAGUUAUGUUGACUCAAGUAACCCCUUCCCUGCUCUGUCUCCUGUGGUGGGGUGUCACGCCUCCUGAUCCACAGUGCAACUAUCCCUGCCUGGUAAGAUGUAUAUUUCCAGCCUGCCUCGCCGUUACACCGCAGCUCAACUCCAUCUGCACUGGGGCUCCUCCAGCAAACCUGCAGGCUCUGAGCACUUGGUGAACAGUAGGCAGUACGCAGCAGAGGUAAACAAAACAAACAAAGAAAUGAUUUCAAGACACUUUUUAAAAAGAGAAAUUUAACAUUUUGUUUAUCUUGACUGUUAAAUAUUUCUCCAAUUAUUCCACUUGCAAGAAUUUAAGCCGACCGCUUGCUUCUCAAGUUAUACCAACUUUAGAAACGACCGCACUAUAGCAACACAGAGAGCCACGUGCUCAACCAAAAAGCCACUCUAUAGCGACAAAUAAUGCUCAGAACAGCACCUAACUUCAUCAACAGUACAUACAGGGUCCCAGCCAUAGUACUAGCCACCAAACAUCUUUUUAACUUUGAUUAAUUUCUUUAGCAAAGAGACAACUCACCUACUCUCUUCCAGCAGCUGCUUGUUUGCAGCGAGACCUCGGGCCAGUCCAUUACGGACUGCUGCGGGGUGACGCAGCUCAAGGAAGAACAUUUAUGAUCAUUACUUAAUCAUUUCCUUGAAGUCAUAAUCACCAUAUUUCGUUUUGCACUGCAGACGUGGUAGUUUUUCUGACUUAGCGUCUCAGUCUGAUUGCAUUUCCAUGAAGAAAUGAUGAAUGUGUAGUCUCUUUGCUAAAGAAAUUAGGCAAAGUUAAAAAGAUGUUUGGUGGCUAGUGCUAUGGCUGGGACCCUAUAUGUACUGUUGAUGAAGUUAGAUGCUGUUCUGAGCAUUAUUUGUGGCUAUAGAGUGGCAUUUUGGUUGAGGUUUGUUUAUGACUCCUCAGACUGCUGUGUAUUGCUAUCUUGCUGUCGUUACUAAAGUUGUUAUAACUAGAGAAGCAAGCGGUCUGUAACAUUCAUCUCUCGACGGGGUGUCUUAACUCUGUGUUACGGUGUGUUUGACCCUAAAUUAAUUUUACACCGGAAUAUCCCUUUAAGUCUUAUCAUGGGUAUAGUGUGAAACACUGUUUAAUUAUCUGUAACUGAGGUUGGCUCAGUUUAUUCUUAAAACUCGAGGUUUCAUUUGUCUGCAGUUCCAGUCAACAUCAUCAGCAGCAGACGAUUUACUUUAUACCUAUUGUGUCAUUUGAGCGUCAGCUUUAGAAACGUUGUUGUGCUUUACAUCGGCACAUAACUGCCACAGCUUCUUGACAGUGUGGUAGAUGUUACGCUGACUCAGCAGUCAGAUGGUUUUUAGAAAACACUCUGUGCAUCUUUCUUUUUAGUUUGUUGUCGACUUAAACACAAUUAAAUGUUUGAAUAAAACACACCCUUAUUCAAGAGGUUUUGACAAUUAAAAACACUGUUAGACUUUAAAAUAUCUAGUUCUGACAUUACACAGAGAGAGGGCAUUUUAGGUCGUGUUUUUUUUUUUCUUUUCUAAGUAGGUCGUCACACCUAUAAACUUAGCAUGUUUUAUCACUUAGGCAUACAUACUGAAAGGGAAAAGCAUACUCUCAGCCUCAGGAUGUACAGAAUGACAGCGUGUCUUCUUUCUGCAGGCUUUUCGGGGAUUAGAGUACCAGACUAUUAUACACUUUGGUUUUCAGAAGGAGUGGCUGUCUGUGCUUUAAUACCCCCAAUUUUCGCACACUAGUUUACUUUAUUUACUUUGUGCUUCAAGUAAAGCAGACGGUGACGUUCAAAAUUCAGCUGUGUCUAUGGCAUAAAGAAGACGAGCAGACUUUUUUGACAUAAUCCAGUUUCAUUUGAAUUACAGUGGGCUGGAGCUGAAAUCGUUACAACCUGUGGGCUUUCGAGUGACCAUGCCCACGCUGCAGCACAGCCACAAAUAAGGGGCUGUGGUUUGACCUGGGUUUCUGAGCGGACACGUUUAGAGCACGCAUCUUUUUAAGUCUCGCCAGACUCCAGAGCCACAGCUCUUUUAUGGCAUGGAGUUUGAAAGGGACGGCAUGAUGGGAAGUUGGACAUUUCCCGGAAAUUGUGCAAAUGUACAUCUAGACUCAAAGCCCAGAAUUCUAGCUGUGAAUAAAAACACAACUGUCAAUUAUUGUUUUAUUUUUCACCACUCACAGCUUCAUGUAGUCCACUUCAACUCAGACAAGUAUCCCAACAUGUCCAUGGCUGUGGACAAGUCUGACGGUCUGGCUGUGCUGGGUGUCCUUAUAGAGGUGAGACAUUAUGGACUCUGUGGAUGAGCUUGUUUGUGUUUGAAUAUCCGAAGAGCAGAAACAUCAGACUGCCUUUGUCAUGCAGGUUGGAGAGUUCAACCCAGCCUUUGAACAGUUUCUGAAGUUCAUUAAUGGUGUCAAAUACAGAGGUGAGUCCAAAAUGCUGAUAUCUAUUUGCAGAGUUUAGUCAAGAGUAUAAGGGGUAAAAUUAUAUCAGCUAUCUCAGAGAUAUGUAGUUGUUUAAGAUGAGGAAAUUCAAGCAUAAAUGUAUGUCUUUUUGGACUUUAACAUGCUUCGUAUCACAGUUUAAACUUCUGUUAUGAUUGAACUUGCAGAUCAGAAAGUGCAGAUUCCUGGGUUCAACAUCAGAGGUCUGCUGCCUCCACGUUUAGAUGAGUAUUAUCGCUAUGACGGGUCACUGACGACUCCCCCGUGCUAUCCAAGUGUCCUGUGGACCCUGUUCAGGAAUCCUGUGACAAUAUCUCGCAAACAGGUGCUCUGUCAGUUUAGUUCUAGUGAGGUUAAAUUGGGCAAGCUACAGUUAGCCUUAAUUGUCUCUCGUUUUGUUGUGUCUUCCUAGUUUGUGGCCCUGGCAACAAGCCUCUACUCCUCCCAUGCCCAGGAUUCGACCCCUUUGCCUCUGAACAGCAACUUCAGGAAACCACAGGCGGUUGACAGUCGAGUGGUGCUGGUAUCUUUUAAGGAGGGUAAGUAUGGUCUUCUUUACUGUACUUUAUUUUUGAAGCAUGAUAGCAAAGGUCAUAUGAAUGGCAGGAUCACUGUGCUGCUUUAUAAGAUGGCAAAAGCAUCACGCUUGAAUGAUGUAUGGGCAUUUUUUUUCUUCUGCAAACCGCUGAGCUGUCACACUUAUACGGCAUCACCUGUUUGUGGUCGACCUUUCAUUUUGAUGUCUUCCUAAAUCACCACUAAAGUUGAUUGAUUUUAACGAGCCUGUUGGAAAGUAGGCCAUCUUUCAAGACACAACAAAUCAACCAUCCCUCUGACAUACUAAAAAACUCUGCAGCCCUUAAAUUUGACUGUAACGGCUGACUUUGGUGCGGUUGACUGGUUUACCACACUGUGUGGUAUUCAGAUCCAUACAGUGUGCUAUGAUUGUGCAUGUUUUCCUCAUUUUCAAGGCUUUCCUUUCCACGCUCUGCUUUUUCGCUGGUGGUGAAUGUGUGUGGACAUGGCGGUGUGGAAUUGUCUGCUCUGGUGAACGGCAUUCAGUAGAAGACGGCUUUGCUUUUAGUUUUCUGUCACUCGCAGCGCUUUUGCAUGCCGGGUGUGAAAGCCCAAAGACAGUCCAAAGGAUCACCCAUGGGCUGGGAUGUUUAACAAGCUGUGAUUGGCUAUGUGUCUGAUGCAGGCAGAGGACUGCACGGUGCUCUUACAGUCACAUCUCCACUCACGAGGAAGCGAAUCGUUCAGCAGUUGCUGGUUGGCGACCUAGCAGACCUGGCGGAUGAAGGGCUCUAUCAGCUUCUACCAAGUGGCCCCGAGCAGCUUCAAGCUAGCAAGUGGAAAAACCUCAAGGACAAGCAAAGUGAGACUCUGGCCAAAUCCAAACAACAAACACAGAAUUCAUCCCUGCGGAAGAAACUCCAGACACACCACUCUGUGGGAAAGUUAGGACUGGCUGAAGACACGCUAAGCUAUGUCUCGCUGGAGCAGAGAGUUUUCCAUCAACUCAGACAGACUCAUACUGAGAACCAGCUGGUCCGGGCUCUCAGAGAAGCAGUCUUCCCUGCGCUCAACUUAAGAAGCUACCUGGCCUGUAGGUCAGACUUAUCUCUCCCCACUAUUAGACGUAUUCUGCGUGGCCGACCAACGGAUGAGGCAUUCGAGUUGGACCGCUCUCUGACCAAAGCCUUGAUGAAUCAGGGGAAGACACCCACAAUAAUCAAGAAAAGUGUGCCAAUGACAAAAUAUGGCAGUCCGUCCCCUGCUGCUCCCAGGAAACCACACAGCCAGGGUUAUCCACAUCCUUGGCUUUUGCCAAUGGAGUGGGAAGACUAGAGAGAUUCCAGCCAUAGUUGAGACUCAGAUUAUGUCACUUUCUAUUGCAGACAUUAGUGGUGACUUCCACAACAAUGGACUCAUUUUCAAACCAUGCCCUGCAUCAUUUGACCAAUAUUACACAUGUUUUUAACUUUAAGUUAUUCUUUCUAUUGAGCGCAUGCAGUUGUGAUAUGAUUUGUGUCAGAAAAGUCUGUUGCAUGAAUUUAUCAGCUUUUGUUUAUACAUAACUCAUCACCACUAUAGAGAUUUUGCUCAUUCUUGUCAACAUAGAAUUUUAGGCGAACCUCAAAGACAGUUGCACUAACAAUCCACAGGAAUGAGAAACCUUUUCACCCGCUGGAUUCUGUCCUAGGAACAUUUUGUCGUUCCAAACAAUACAAAAUUUUUUUUUAAAAAUCCUACAAAGCACAUAUUUCAUGCAGGGAUAACUUUAUGCAUCAUGUUAUCUAUAUAUACUGCACACAAUGUCUGGCAAAGUAUAUUUAUUUUGUUAUGAUGUGCAACUACUUCAGUACAUCCACUGUGGAGAUGUGCUUGUAAUUAUUGUUUUUACAACAUAGAAAUGCAGCUUCACCAAAAGUAUUCUUGAAUACUUCAGUGCCUUACUUCAUGUGUUUCUUUUGCAAUCUACUCCUCUUUUUAUGAUGCUAUUCACGAUAAGCAAGGACAGCUGCUGUUUGCAGGGAUCUGCAAUCUGUACACAUGGAUUUAUUUUCAAUAAAAGCAUUUUACAUGAACAGUAUAUAACAAAUUUCUCCUAUGCAUCUUUCGCUGUGUGCUUGUAUCACUAGAACAAUCACUAAAAUUCAGUCCUUUUUCAGGAAUACAUGAGGCUGGGGUUUCUGCCAGCACACACUGAGCGAAACUGUGUGAAAUCCUGAAAAUAGACUUUGCAUUCAAACCUCAUGGUACAAUUUUAGUACAUGUUCAGUGGUAUAAAUUAAGACAUAAUUAUUCUUAACUGUUCAAACGGCAGAAAUCACAGGACAGAUUUUUAUGUCUUUGCACAGUUCUUCUUAUUUUUGUGUGUGUAGCCAUACACAUAGGGGAUUCACUGUUAAUUGGCUUGAUUUUGACCCUGCAGACUUCAAGGGACUGCAGUGAAGGUUCCAAUAGUUUCAAUGGAAAAACAUUUACAUAAACUAUCUGCAGCAAAGCAAGAAUAAGUGAAUCCAGCUGUUUGGAAAAUGAUGAUUUAUGGUUUAAUAUUAGAUUGUGAUGAUGCCACAAUUUUGUUGACAUCAAACCCCCAUCACUACUAAUUUAACCAUAACUAACAUUCACUUGAUAAACAACAUGAGACUUUUAUUCAUGCAGUUUCAGUCACUGAAGAUUCAGCCUGGUCUCUCUUCAACUUAAAGAAUUAUGAAACCAGCUGGGACUUUUAUGUAUGUGUGUCUUUCCUUGUGUAUGUGCAAGUUUGAGUCCUAUACCUCUCCCACCCCUACCUGUUAUAAUUUUAAGACAGACAGGACUGAUUAGCUGAGAGCAGAUAAUUGAGUCUAAAUGAGGUCGAAGCUUGCCUGUGGAUCAUGUCAGAAUUUAAGACAUGAAAAGACUUGCUUCCUAUAAAACAACAUCAAAGUUGGUAUUCAUUUCUGUUCGUUUCAUCUCUUAUGAACUUUUCUUCCAAUGGUACCAUUUCUUGGUCAUUUUUCUCCCUGUGAAUUUCAUUUUCAUCUGCUUUUCUGUCUUUCUCUCUUAAACUCAGCUGACGAAUCUUGGAUAAGCACCGGUAUGUCACUUUACUUUAACUUCCUUUUAUUUCACUCUAUGUUGUUUUCAUUGUCACAAACAGUGCAGAUGAAGCCUUAUAAUAAGGUUGCUAACAUCUCUAAGGUAAGGUUGAAAUGAACUGAAAUAACCUUGUCUUUGUCCAGUUUGUGGCAGAUGUAGAGAGAUCCAUGUGUCAGUGUCAUAACCAGAAGUUAGGUCUGCGCAGGGAGAGCAGGAUGCAGCAUGUUUAUGUGGGACCUGUGGUUCAGAUUGAUCCACAGGUCUGUGGCAAAUCCCACACACUCCAAUCAGUGUUUAACUGACAUCAGUGUGAUUCUAAGCUGGGAGGUGACUCAAGCUCAAAGUACUUUGGUGAUAUUGUGGAAUUUCCCCCUCGUGAAACUAUUGAAGGAAUAUCUUAUAUUAGAUUGUGUAUCACUUCAACACAACAUGCAUAUUACUUUUAUAUGUCAACAUAACCAUCUGGGAGUUAAACAUUCCGUUAAAAAGCACAGUGGUGUCACAAUUUCCAUCAUGGCAGCAGCAGCAAGAAGCAGAGAGAUACUGCUGUGGCUUAACUACAGUCGAUAUAAACCAAAAAUGACAUGGGACUGAAAAAUAGACUUGUUCAUUUUAAGAUUUUUGAAUGAAUAUUGUUUAUUUUGAUAAUUUAUUGAAGGUCUACAGUUAGUGUGAAUAUUCAACAUACAAAUUACAGCACAAAUAUCCCCUUUUUUCUCGUUGACACUGCUCCAUUUCAUAAAAUGAAAUUCAAACAAUCACUGGUUCAGAAAAAGGAAUAUGCUGAAGCUCAUGGCCUAUUUCUUCUUAUCCUAACCUGAUCUAAAGCUCACUGCUGACAUAAUAGCCUAUUUACAUUUUGCAUGGUAAUGACCUGCAAUAAAUAACACAUUUAGCUGUUGAAUAAAGGAAGAUGAGGCUGUGUGUUGGAAAAAAAAAACAGCAGAUACUGAAAGUUCCUCACAGGAGCAUAAAGAGAGAGGACCAGGCUAAGUCAAGGACAGACUACAUGUAGAAACAUUAGUGCUACUAAAAACUUUAACAUUGUCUUUUUGUGGAUGGUUUAGUUGUGUGUCCAAAGUCUUCUUUAGAUUUAGAACCAUUUAUUUCCACCUCUCAGUUUUUCUUUAAUACUCACAGUCGCUCCAAUUUUAACCCACAUUUCUCAUGAAACCAGAGUACUCUACAAUCACCUCUUCUAAUGUUUCCUAAUACUCUGCAGGUUUACUGGUACCCAUACUGGUUGGCUCAUCACUAGGAAUCGUCCUCAUUGUGUCUUUAAUAUGCUGUCUCUUAAGGCAAAAAAGGUAAGCAAAAGAAAAAUCAAACCUUCAGCACAAGAUCAUAUGACAUCAAAUCACAUCCACAGUAGUUAAAAGUAGUAAGUGCUGAUCUGCAGUGCUGUUAGUUAUGGUUAGCUGAAGGUAAACUUAGACAUCCAGAGAACUCCAGAGUAUUCCCUCACUGUAGAGAUGAAAUGUUCGGAUUGUCCCUUUAAUUCCUCACUAGUCUGUCUAUACAUAUAAAAAGCAGACCACUGCAGAGGGAAUUUAAAGAGAACUGUAAACCUCAGUUGACUCAAACGUCUGGGGUCUGAGCUUAUUAAACAGACUUGAGGACUUUAUAUGAGCUGUGCUUUUGUUCAUUUGGAUUUCUGUACGCAGACUUGAGCCGCUGUUCAUCGCCCCCACAGUGUGACAAGUCAAACACUAUGUAUUUUAUGUACUGCUGGUGAGUUGCUGUAUAAACCCCUUUAAGUACCAUGGAGGACAUUUAUUCUUGGCUUGGACAGAUUUUUUUUUUUUUUAAACACAACAAGCAAGUGAACUGAAUGUACAGAGGAACUUCGAUUUCAUGACCAUUUGCAACUUCUGCAAACACCAUAAUGCAAACAGCAUUUGAGUUAUAUUGGCUUGAUUGCUAAUUUGAAAGUUGAAGAAAGUCAUUUCACUUCAUGUUAAAGAAAAUACUGAACUGUCUCUCUACAUGCUGAAAAUGGAAAACAAUUACAAACUUUAAAAAGGGAGAAAUUUAUAUUUUCUUUAAAAUUUCACUUAACGUAACCUAGCUGGGUGUUUAUGGUACUUUAAUGAUGAUAUGUGCAGGUCUCUAUGUUGGACAUCUUUGGAUACUCGAGUUUUAACAUCACAAACUUCAGAUUUCAAUCAGACCUUCUGCUCCAAGAAAUGUCUCUUGAGUGAAAGGAACGUUUCUGUACUGAAGUAUGUCAGUGAGAGGCCUUGUGUGCUGACAGCUGUUAUCUAAUCACCCUCCUCUUUUCUUUAUGCUAAUUCUGCACAACUCGCUUUGAGAGGUGACACACUACAUGAUAGACGGGGUUAGAAGCAGGUUUCUACUUUUAGAGGCGUCAAACGUUCCUCCCGUCAGACGUGCCUUUUUCAUCCCACUUGCAAAGAUCUAACUUUUCUUUUACUACUCAAGAUCUCUGCUGCCAGGAAAAUGGGUUAUUACAGCAUGAAAAUAAGAGCUGUGGCGGGAAAAGGUGGCUCUCGUAUUUAUCUUUGACACAUAAACAGAAAUCUGUGGCUUGGAUUUAAACAUUGUAUUCGAAGCUGCAAGUUGCAAGCAUGCAUAGCUGUAAACCACUCCUAAAUGCACUGUGGUUCUUUUAUUCUUCAGAUCUGGAGCUCCUCAGGACAAAAACAAAGGUGCUGGAUACAACAUCGGAGAGAAAGACGAGUACGGCUCAAGAGUAUAGCUCCACUGUUCUGGAUCUCGCGUCAAAGAAACUCGUUAAAACUUGAACAAGGCCCAACACCAUUGUUAAUCUCUAAUCCAUUUUUCGUGGCAGAAGUUGCAUGCAGCUCUUGGUUUUCUGGGAGCACUUUUUUUCUCAGGCCACAGUCUGGGCUUCACUGCUGUGUUGUGGCCUGCUGAACAUGGUAGGCUGCCCUGCUGGAGUGUUUUAUGCUGUACGAAGACUUCCUUAGAGCAAGAGGAACAACUGUCCUCUCUAAUCCCCAUUUAUUUCUCUGACGUGAUGUGGUGAGUUUCUUGAGUUAAGCCCCACACAGCAGCUUCCAGGCAUUCACAGUCAGGCCAGAGCUGAACUGGUGAGAACUGUAGGUCAAGACCAAGCAUGGCACCCGUUCCCUUUGGCCGUCCUGGUUGCGGUGGAAAGCCCAACCACAGUCCAAACAAUAGGGGGAUAAGAGUCGACAAGCAUCCCUGAUGGUAGGGUGGCCUGAGAGGGAUGGGCUACACCACAUUUCCACCAACCCUGUACUUAGCGCUGCUCUAUGGAUUUUAUAAUAAAAGGGCGCAUAGCUGCAGACAAACAGAAACACACAGCUCUCCAUGUGAAUAAUUCUGAGAAGGAGAAAGGGUUUUUUUGUUUCCAGGCUGCACGUGGGCUGACCUUUAACCUCUAUUCGCAGUCUGAUCACAAGACUGACUCCCAAGCACUCCUAAGGGCCUGUGGUCUGUUCAACCACAAGACCUCAGGAGAGCUUUUACAUCAUCAUGACAUCCUCAAGGGUUUCCCUCAUAUCUCUACCACAUUCAUGAACGUAUUACAGCUCAGUGUAGAAGUUUCCGACUUUAGCUUUAGUGUACAGCUCUUGCAUGUUUAGAACAUCAGGCUUUAGAUACUUAGUUUUGAUAAGAUCAGUUAUCUGUAGGAAAUAAAGUGUGACAGAAAAGCACAAAAUAGAUCUCGACAGUAAAGCAUUAAAGCGGUGGGUAUCAUCUCCCAUAUAAAUAAUAAUGUCCUCUUUCAGUUUAUUUUGCCUAGUCUUUGCUGCUUUAGGCCUUGUAAAACUGUUGCAUAAUUUAAAGAGAAAAAGCUAAUCUACAUGUGUUAAAUAUUAGAUGAUUUUGUAAUUUAUUAGCCAUAUUAUUUAUUUGUGAAUGUGUUUUUAGCUGUUACAUUGUGUAAAGUAAUUGUAUAUAACUGCUGUCUGAGUAAAGAAUUAAAGUAUAUCUUUGUGUUAAGAAA